Microsporum canis CBS 113480 is the source of this 2367-nucleotide messenger RNA. RefSeq lists its product as hypothetical. The record is from RefSeq and is a predicted model, not a curated record. NCBI's taxonomy places the organism in Eukaryota, Fungi, Ascomycota, Eurotiomycetes, Onygenales, Arthrodermataceae. Bases 1 to 2367 code for a protein of 788 amino acids. The transcript is spliced from 4 exons.
AUGGCUGAAAAUGGCAUUGAAGCCCAAUCUCUGACAGUUACUCAAUCCUUCCAUCCCGAAUACAUUAUAUUAUCUUUUAUUGUUAGUUUCGUUGGUUGUGCCACAUGUCUCGAACUACUGCAUCGACGAACCGCCCGCCUUGGGCUUUACAAUUGGUAUCUUCUUAUCACCGCAGCGGUUUGCAUGGGAGGAAUUGGGAUAUGGUGCAUGCACUUUAUUGGAAACUGCGCUAUACACCUGCAUAGAGGCAACCUGCAGUACCAGAUUUCCUACUCUUCCACAUUUACUGCCACCUCGUUCUUCCUGCCGAUUAUUGUCCUACUAUUCGCAUUCUACUUCAUCGGUGCAAGUGAAAGAGCAGGUUAUCGGUAUAUCAUUGCUACUGGUACUCUUACCGGAGUGGCUGUCUGUGGUAUGCACUAUGUUGGGCAGUUGGGCAUUGCAAACUACUCUUGCACCUACCAAGUCGGAAACGUCGUCGGCGCUGCUUUGAUUGCCAUUUGUGCCAGUAUCACUGCAUUGGGAGUAUUUUUCAGACUUCGGGCGUCAUGGACAGAUGACUGGUGGAAACGGCUCUUCUGCGGGUUAAUUCUGGCUAGUGCUGUGUCCGGGAUGCACUGGACCGCAGCUGUCGGAACGAUAUACCGUGUGACGAGUACCGUUGGCGCAAAGGGACAGCUUUCUUCGUCGCAGGCCGUCAUCAUUUGCUGUACAUUGUCCUUAAGCUCGUGCUUUUUCCUAAUCUGUCUCGCCAUCAUUGCCGGCCGCCAACGUAAGAGACUGGCAAAGAGAGUCCAGCAGCUGUCUCUCGCCUGUGCGUUCUUUGACGCCUCCGGAAAUGUCAUGGUAGCGCCUGAUGGUAGUAUACCAACAUACAAAAUAACAAAUCAUUAUGUUGAACGGAGCUUUGCCGAUGAUGAAUUUAAUAGAGUGCAUCCAGCAUUCCUCUGGGCGUUCAGAGCAAGCCGAAACUGGCCCCAUCUAAAACAAUUCAUACAGGGCAUGAAUUACUAUAUUAAGUCUGAUGAAUUUAUGAAGCAAUACUGCCCGGGUGCUACUACUACUCCGGACACUGGUGACAACAAUAUCAAUUUCGAGCUCAUUUUUAAGCAGCUCUUCUGUAUAGCUGCGCAGGGUCUUUCAGAAGAGCUUCGUUUGCCACUAGAGAAGUUGGGGGUACUGUAUGACGAUGUCAUGUUAACGGGAACGAAAACAUCGAAAUCUAGAAAACCUCACCAUAGCGAUCCAGAGGCUACAUGCGCGCCGUCGACUAUUGUCGGCAAAGGGCAGUGUAUAUUCAUGGUACGACAACUCAACAAACAGGAGGCCAUUGAUUUGUCUAUGGGAGGAUACCGCUUUGCCUCUCCCAAUAAUAUCUCAUCUCCUCUGGCCAGAUUGAUGCAGGUAGACCCCAGGGACAUGUUAGACCACCUAAAUCGGAUGAAAGAUUAUGCUACGCCUGAGAAGAUGCUCGAUCCAGGUGUCUACCUUGUGGGCUUCUCGCUCUAUCCUUCUGUCUGGACAGGAUUUGACGUCCUUGUAUAUGGGGACGCACCGAACUUGCUUCCUAAUGUACGGUUACCGAUUGAGACAGUGACCCAGUCCCAUCUGGACAUAUUAUCAAGGAUGGAUGGAUGGCCACUAUCUCUUUGCUUGAAGUGGCUAAAGGCCAAUGGCGGCUACGAAGAUCCCGAAGCCCAGACCUUCUGUCAAGCUGUGUACGGAGCUGCAUCAAAUCUUUCUGCUUCUGUUGAUAGCCCGACGUUUGGCCAAGCCAAAUUCUCCUCUCGGCAGAUAAAAAUCCCCUGCCGGUCACCAGGCCAUUCGCAAGCAACCGGCCAAUGUACCGCAUUCUCAUUUUACAUUAUCAACGGGCUACUAACCCGUACGACACCCCCACAUUUACGCCUUACUCCCCUGCGACUAUUCAACGUUCAGCAACAGGUAUAUCCAGGUAUCCCAGAUCAUGAUGUCUUCCGAGACAGCCUAAGGGAGGAGUUCUCCCAUUGUCUGUACGAGGACGAGAUGAAAGGCAGGAAAUCUCCUCCUGCUCCUCCGUCAACGGCCAGAUCAGUGUCUCUCAAGAAUGGGUCUAUGCAACAGCCAGGGGAAGAUGACACAAAUGGUGGUGCGGGCCAGUCGAACCACUGGCGACCUACACAUGGCGGAAUUGUGAUCCGCAACCAAAUUACGGUGGAUGUAGUCCAAAAUGGCGACCCAAAACCGUGUAACGAAGGGUUUGAGAUGCAGAGUGUCGGGGCCACGGUGGAAGCGGGAUAUGUCAAGGACGAAAACGAGACGUUUGUCGACGAACUCUGCGCAAUCUGUCGAAAAGCGGCCGCUGAUCAAGACCGGGCGAAUAGCUAA